ACAAAACAACUAAACCCUGGGGAAUCUCAUUUCUUUCAAUUUAUCCAAAGCCUCUUUCUGAUCGCGUUCGUCGCAAAGGGAACGAAGCUUCUUUCUUCUGUUUCUUCGACAUUGUCUCCGAGAGCUGUCUUAAGUUGGUAGCUCCACAGUUGCUGUUCUGCUUCAGCACCAUUAUCAUCGAAUGUCUUUAGAUACUUCUUUAGGUCAUAAGCUCAAGAUAAGGCUGAAGCUUUCAUCACUUAGCUCUAAUUCUUCUUCUAAAGGAAGGAGUAGAUCCAUUACUCAACGCAGUGAUGAUGACACUAACUCUCGGAAGACUAGUAAGACUACGGUUUCGUAUAUGAAGAAGAAGAGGGUCUACCCUAAUAAGGCUGAGCAUAACCAUGUGAACGAAAUCCCACGCACCAUGUGGGCUGCCUCAAAGAGAAACCAACGGUCUACUUCUAGUUUUAAGACCUCUACUGAUGCUGCAACAAGUGUGUUUAAAACAAAGUCACCGAGGGUAGAUGAUGCUACUCGAAAGAGCUACAGGAAGAGAGAUGAUUUGGAUAAUAAUGCAGAUGUGAGCCGAAGGAAAAGCUUGGAUGUGCCGUCUUUUAAGGCUAGAAAACAAGCGUUUUCAGAGAAGAGAGUUGUGGGAGAUGGUUCAGAUAUUCAGGAGGAUAAACCAAGGAAGAGAAAGAGGAUACGACUGGAUCCCUAUGAUACCUCAAAUAAAAGAAUAGAUGACGAUGUCGUUCUUGAUGAAGGCCUUAGAGUCAAGAACAUAAAAGAUGCAGUGAAAAGCGUAGAAAUGUCGAAAAAUGCACAGUUUCGUGCAAUUCAGCCUAGUCAUUCGAUCCUUUCCUAUGUGGAAGAAAAUCUGUUGGGGCGUAGACGUUUAAUUGAGCUAAAGAAGGCCGGCUACAACACAGAGCUUCCUGCUCCAUUAGAUAAUAUUCCACAGUCAACCAGCACAGAGAGAGAACGUAUAGAAGAAAGUGUAUUUAGGAAUAAAUUGGAAUUCUUUGCUGCUGCAAAUGUUUCAUCUUCAUUUCCACCUCCUGAUGUACCUGAGAUUGCGUUUGCAGGAAGGUCAAAUGUUGGGAAAUCGUCUCUGCUAAAUGCUCUGACCAGACAGUGGGGUGUUGUAAGAACAUCUGACAAACCAGGACUGACCCAGACCAUCAAUUUCUUCGGUCUUGGUCCGAAGGUUCGCCUUGUUGAUUUGCCAGGCUACGGCUUUGCCUUUGCAAAAGAUGAAGUUAAGGAAGCAUGGGAAGAUCUUGUAAAGGAAUAUGUUUCGACAAGAACUAGUCUUAAAAGGGUAUGCCUCCUUGUUGACACCAAAUGGGGUAUGAAGCCAAGAGACCAGGAACUUAUUAAUCUAAUGGAGAGAUCGAAUACAAAGUAUCAGAUAGUCUUAACCAAGACAGAUGUGGUUUUUCCAAUGGAUGUGGCACGUCGGGCAAUGCAAAUCGAAGAGAAGUUGAAGGCAAACAGAUCAAUUGUCCAGCCUCUGAUGAUGGUGAGCUCAAGAUCAGGAGCAGGCAUAGGAAGCUUAAGAACUGCCCUUGCCAAAAUUGCAAGGUUUGCAAAGUUCUAGAUUCUCAAAACCAAGGAUGUGUGUUGUGGAAGAGAAGGGAGAAAUCAAAAUGUUGAGAUAAGGAAGAGAUGGUGAAUGGGUGUGACGAUGAUGAUCCGACUAAGUUAGUGAAAACUGUCAACAAUCACUUUUGUUUUUAUUUGUUUAUUAUCUUUUUGUUUGUCAAAGCCAUCACUUAAGAAGAGCAAUGAGCAUAAUAAAAUGCUUUCUUCACGUUCUGACA
Molecule: messenger RNA, 1808 nt
Organism: Arabidopsis lyrata subsp. lyrata
Lineage: Eukaryota; Viridiplantae; Streptophyta; Magnoliopsida; Brassicales; Brassicaceae
Exons: 12
Coding region: 182-1585 (467 amino acids)
Molecular function (GO): GTP binding
Source: RefSeq, a predicted model, not a curated record